This is a messenger RNA of Brassica oleracea var. oleracea, 1407 nucleotides long. RefSeq names its product ubiquinol oxidase 4, chloroplastic/chromoplastic. The transcript has 9 exons. Gene Ontology annotation, molecular function: alternative oxidase activity. Gene Ontology annotation, biological process: alternative respiration. The record is from RefSeq and is a predicted model, not a curated record. The coding region runs from base 156 to 1202 and encodes 348 amino acids. Lineage: Eukaryota; Viridiplantae; Streptophyta; Magnoliopsida; Brassicales; Brassicaceae. Gene Ontology annotation, cellular component: mitochondrion; thylakoid.
CGAGAGAAGUCGUGGAGAACCAAUCAGAAUAUCCGCCCACCAUCAUCCUUGGGAACCCAUAUUCGUUUUCGUUUAUUAACCCGCAAAAAAAAUCAAAGCUUUACUUUUAUUCCCUGUGAAGAAGUUUCUUCUCUUUACUGGGUUCCUUGACGGAGAUGGCGACAGCUACGGUGGCGAUUUCAGGCAUAUCCUCACGGCCUUUGGUUUCUCUCCAUCACUCCAGAGCCGCCGCUAUUUCGUACAGUUCUUCUCGCCAGUUUCUUCGUCAUCGUCCUAUCUCUUCUCCUCGCCUACUUUUCAGGAACGUUCGUCGCGUUCAAGCCACGAUUUUACAAGACGAUGAAGAGAAAGUUGUGGUGGAAGAGUCUUUUAAAGCUGAGACUUUUCCUGGUAAAGGACCUCUUCUGGAGGAGUCGGAUACGAGUUCUAGUGCUCUGGAGGCUUCGGUUAUCAAGCUCGAGCAAGGAGUCAAUGUCUUCCUUACUGAUUCGGUGAUUAAGAUACUUGACACAUUGUACCGUGACCGAACCUAUCCAAGGUUCUUUGUUCUCGAAACCAUUGCUAGAGUCCCUUAUUUUGCUUUUAUGUCAGUGCUACACAUGUAUGAGACCUUUGGCUGGUGGAGGAGAGCUGAUUAUUUAAAAGUCCAUUUUGCUGAGAGCUGGAAUGAGAUGCACCACUUGCUCAUCAUGGAAGAACUGGGUGGAAACUCAUGGUGGUUUGAUCGUUUUCUGGGCCAGAUCGUAGCAACCUUCUAUUACUUCAUGACCGUGUUCUUGUAUAUCGUAAGCCCAAGAAUGGCAUAUCACUUUUCAGAAUGUGUGGAGAGCCAUGCGUUUGAGACUUAUGACAAAUUUCUCAAGACCAAUGGAGAGGAGUUGAAGAAAUCUCCUGCACCUGACAUCGCCGUAAAAUACUAUACCGGAAGCGACAUGUACUUGUUUGAUGAGUUCCAAACAUCUAGAGCUCCAAAUACUAGAAGGCCAGUCAUAGAGAAUUUAUACGAUGUGUUUGUGAACAUAAGAGACGAUGAAGCAGAACACUGCAAGACGAUGAGAGCUUGUCAGACUCUAGGAAGUCUCCGUUCUCCACACUCCGUUUUAGAAGACGAAGAGUGUGAUGAAGAAUCAGGAUGUGUUAUUCCUGAGGAGGCUCAUUGCGAAGGUAUUGUAGACUGCGUCAAGAAAUCCAUUACUAAUUAAAUAAAUCAGGAAGACACAAGACCGAAGACUGCUUUGUAUCAAUUUAAGGUUAAAAGAAUAGAUAAAAAGCCAAUAUAUAUACUUAGAAAAUAAAAGGAAAAGUGUGAGAUUCCCCAUUGUUAUGUAUGUGGGAGAGAAUUCGUUAUAUGAUGUAAAAUUACUUUAUUCAACUAGUAAAAUGUUUUAAAAUCAUUUUUAGUCGUUA